Eufriesea mexicana is the source of this 5789-nucleotide messenger RNA. RefSeq names its product tyrosine-protein phosphatase non-receptor type protein myopic (gene mop). NCBI's taxonomy places the organism in Eukaryota, Metazoa, Arthropoda, Insecta, Hymenoptera, Apidae. The transcript is spliced from 11 exons. Gene Ontology annotation, molecular function: protein binding; protein tyrosine phosphatase activity. The coding region runs from base 103 to 5727 and encodes 1874 amino acids. The record is from RefSeq and is a predicted model, not a curated record. Gene Ontology annotation, biological process: early endosome to late endosome transport; protein transport to vacuole involved in ubiquitin-dependent protein catabolic process via the multivesicular body sorting pathway; endocytic recycling. Gene Ontology annotation, cellular component: endosome.
AGUACGUUCCAUGAACAAAUCCAUUUUCUGUAAGUUUGACAGAUGAUCAACUGUCAGUUUUUAAAAACUUCGAAGGGGUAACGUAUUAAUAAAAGCAUUAUAAUGGAAGCAGUACCAAGAUUGCCGAUGAUAUCCUUUCAAUUAAAAGUUAGUCCAGAGCCUACUACGUUUGGACCAAAGUUAAAGCAGUAUAUACGCGAUUUUUACAAUAAAGAUCCAGGGACAUUUACACAUGAAAUACAUCAAUUAGAAAGUUUACGUGCAGUGGCUAUACGACCACCCAUUGAUGUAGCUGGUUGUUCAUUAUUGAAAAGAUAUUAUUGUCAAUUGCAUUUCCUUCAAAGUAGAUUUCCUAUGGGGAAAGAUGGUGCAGCAGCAAUUACAUUUACAUGGAGAGAUACAUAUGCAAAUAUGGUUUGUUCACUGGCAAAUAUCCGUUUUGAAAUAAUUUCAAUCUUAUAUAAUAUUGGUGCAAUGCAUACUCAAUUAGGAGCACUUACAGAAAGAACAUCAGCUGAUGGGAUGAAGAUGGCCUGUGCUCAUUUUCAGUGUGCAGCAUGGGCAUUUGAGCAUUUAAAUAAUAGUUAUCCACAACCAUCUGGUGUAGAUUUAGCUCCAGAGUUAAUGACAUUUAUGCAUCAGCUUUGUUUAGCUCAAGCUCAAGAGUGUAUAUUAGAAAAAAGUAUGCUUGAUAAUCGUAAACCCACAAUUGUAGCAAAAGUCGCAAGACAAAUAGUGGACUAUUUUAAUCUGGCAUUAACUACACUUGAAGAUGGAGGGGUAGAGGAUGGAAUUAUAUCAGAUACAGUUGGUACUAAAAUUUAUAAGGGUUGGAAACACUACCUGAAAUUUAAAAAAGCUUAUCAUUUGGCAGUUACAUAUUUAUAUCAAGGUUUAGCUGCUGAAGAGCAAAGAAAAAUGGGAGAAAGAGUAGCAUUUUAUAAUGCUGCAUUAGCUUCUUUAAAUGAAGCACAAUUAAUUUAUUCAAAUAUUCCUGGAGAGAAAACAACCAUAGAAGAAGCACUCACAUUUACAAAUGAUGUGAUAGAAGGAAAACGUAAAGCUGCUAAAAAUGAAAAUGAAUUUAUAUAUCAUGAGGAAGUACCAGAAAAAGAAACACUACCCACUGUAAAGGGAGCUCCAUUAGUUAAAGGAAUAUCUUUUAGUAUUAAUGAUCCUGAAGUUUCAGGUCCAGAUAUAUUUGCCAGAUUAAUACCAAUGAAAGUACAUGAAGCAAGUUCCUUAUAUUCGGAAGAAAAAGCAAAAAUAUUACGUUCUGUCGGUGGCAAAGUCGAAGAAAAAGACCAGCAAUUGAACACCUACUUAACUUCCUUAAAAUUAGAACAUAUGAGUUUAUGGGAUCCUGAUGCUCAAACAUCAGAAUGGGAACGUUUACCACUUCCUGAUGAAUUGGUAGAAAGGUGUGCAGCAUUAAAUGCAAAGCAACAUGUUAUUCAAGAGUUAGUCGAUAUAAUGGGAAAAUUAUCAGACACUAGCCAAGAUGUUGAGAAAAUAUUAAAAGAAAUUAAGAAACUUCUUCUCGAUGAAGAACAAAAAGAAAAAGAAUAUCAAGAUACAGUUGGAAAAAGACCUCCAUCGAUAGUCGCUACUGAUUUAACUAGGGAAGCUAAAAAAUAUGAAGAAGCCCAUAAUAAAGCUUUAGAAAGUAAUCACGCUCUUCAUAAAGCAAUAACGAUGCAUGUAAAAAAUUUAAAAAUACUUUCUCAACCACUUGCCGAACUUAUUGCCCAUAUACCUUCACCAUGUGCAUAUCUUUCAGAACAAAAUACUGAAAAAUCACAUAGCGCGAUAGAACUCGAACGAAUGCAUACUAAGGAAUUAAAGCGCAUUUUAAGUAAAGUUGAUGAAAUGCGUAGACAAAGAAACGAAUUGCAUACAAAAUUACGUGAUUCAAUUGCGCAGGAUGAUUUAACACGUUUACUAGUUACUGCUACAUCUGAUUCUGGACCUUUGGAUCGAUUAUUUGCGGAUCAACUUAGUAAACAUCAAACUCUAGUAACAUUAAUAGACCAAAACCUUGCUGCACAAGAUAAUAUUUUAGCAGCUUUAACAGAUGCAUAUGCUCAAACUGCAAAUGUACGAAAAGGUGUCGAAGAAAUAUUAAAACGUCGAGAACAUACUAUUUCUUCUUUGAUUGCCUCUUAUGAUGCUUAUGAAGAUCUAUUGGCAAAGUCUAGUAAAGGUCUCGAAUUUUAUAGGAAAUUAGAAAUAAAUGUUUCAAAACUACUUCAAAGAGUGAAAAGCACUUGUAAAGUACAAGAAGAAGAACGCGAACAUAUACUGGCACAAGAUAAUAAUAAAAAUUCUCAAGAAAAAGUCGAUCCGGUAAUACCCGUUAUUUAUGAUCAGAGUCGGAAUCGUACUGGCAGUGGCCUUAAAUUAAAAGAUUACUUAAACAAUAGGCCAGAAAAUGUUCCAAAUCAAUAUUAUAAUGUGUAUAAAGGGCAGGGUAAACAAGUUCAAAUAGAUACCACAGCAAAGUCAUAUUUAAAUGACACGGUAAAUAAGACUGCAAUGCAUUCUAGUGGAGUAUCUGCAUUAGAUGCUAUGUCAUCUACAAAAUCUAUACAACAAUAUUAUCCUGCACCAUAUGCGGAUUACAAAACAAAUUUACCUUAUUCACACGAAACUUCUACGUAUAAUGAAAAUGCUGCUUUAAGUCAAAACUAUAUACAAAUAAAUAGUUCGGAUACUGUAAGUACUUAUCCGCAAGUAAUUGGAACAAUUACAACAACAGAUACUACAGUACAGUUUCCAGUAAAUUCUUUUGUAUCUAAUGGACAAUACUCUACAACUUUAGAUGGACAAUAUAAGUAUUCUGCCAAUGCUCAACCACUUUAUAACUUUCCUAGCAAUACAUUGCAAUAUGAAAGUUAUCAGCCUUCUGUUGAUUAUGCUGGAUAUAAUGCCGCACAGCAAUAUCCUUCGAAUCUUGAUAAGACUGCUAGUGUGACUAAAAAUGAGACAUCAUCCCAAACAUCUACAAUAACACAAACGUCUGUAUCUUUACCAAAUGCAGUUAAUAAGAUGGCCGAAGUACCAGCACAUCUUUACACGACUGUAACUCAACAAUAUAUAGCUGAACCACAACAAAAGCUCUCUCAAGAAUCUGUUUCAACUGUAAGAAAUCAGCAUGUAUUACCAACGGAUAACACACAAAUACAAAACUAUCUUCUUCCUCAAAUUAGUCAAAAUGAAAUACCAUGUACUCAAAAUUACGGUGGUGCGAUGUAUUAUAAUCCAUCUGAAUUACUUACACAACAAGUCACAUCGUGUCAAAGUACAUCCGAAACGACCAAUAUUUCUGUCACUAACCAUUAUAUGCAAGCACAGUAUGUAAGCACGAAUAUUCCUCAAUCUGUUCAUUCUACUACUUCUUUAACUGUGCCUGUAAAUGAUAUGAGUACUUCGUAUUCUUCAAAUUUACAUAGUUCUAAUAUUGCACAAUAUCCACAACAGAGUAAUAUAGACCAAACUAAACAAAUUUAUACAGAUAAAGGGUAUCAAUAUGGAUCACAAGCAUCGACUAUUGAUGCUGCUUACCCUAGUACUUAUGGUUUACAGCAAGUUUGUAGUAUUUCAUAUCCACAAACUAUAUUAUCUACGGAUGCUUGUAACACAUAUACAUAUACAAAUUGUUCUACUAAUACAGAAAUGAUUCAGAGUCAUGCUAAGUCUUCAACAACCAUGCAAAAUUAUUCACAAACAUACCAAUAUCCACAACAAUCACAUUACUCUGGAUAUAGUGGUUAUUCUCAUGCCUACAAUCAAGGAUAUAAUUAUAUGCAAGGAAAUCAAAUAACCAUUCCAAUGACAGAAUCCUAUGAAAACCAAAUGGGAUAUACUUACAAUUCUACUAGUCAGUGUUAUGAUUACAAUCCUAGUAAUGUUCAAACUUCACAACCCACUCAGAUAUCACAACAACUUUCUGAAUCAGUAUCACAAAUAAAUACUGGCAUUAAUAAUAUUUAUCAACAGCAAGAAAGUAAUGCAAGGUAUACGAAUGCUAGUAAUAAUUCCAUGGUUAGUCAAACUCCAUCUUCUCAAUAUUCAGGACAAACCUAUCAGACUCAAGGUGCAACUGAUAUUUAUUAUACAACACCAUAUGGUCUUCAAAUGCAAAAUCAAACAUCCACUAGCCGAACUGAUAAUUAUACUAAUUAUAAUCAAACAUAUAUGCAAGCUGUUAAUAAUGGAACUAAUACAACGACAAGUGCAAAUCCUACUAAAUCCACAACAAAGUCAGAGCAGUCCAAUGUAGAUUUACUUGCUGAUCUUGAUGUCACUAUUAAUCAUGCACCUUUAGUACCAGAAAUACGGCCCGUUAAUAAAAUUCAAACACAAGACGAAGCUGCGACGAAAGAUGCUGCUAGUGAUAACAAAAAGAUGAAUAAAGAUGAUAAAGAAAAGAUCAUUGAAAAUCAACAAAGUAACAUACAAUCUACUGUUACUGAAGAUAAAACGGAAAGCGAAAAUUUACAAAUUGUAUGGGAUACAUGGUACAAUGAUGUACAGCCUAAGCAGGAUCCUUUAGGUGAUCCGGUAGUACUACAAAAAUUUAUCAAUGAAGUUGAAAAAUAUGAAAAAUUUGUAGAUAGUUUACUUGUUAAAACUUUAAGUGGGGCGACUAAUCUUGAUAUAAAAUGGAAGGAAGUUCAAGAAUAUGAAGAAAGAGAAAGUGGAAAACAAUCAUGUACAGUAGCAUUAGCUCAUUCUUCAGAAAAUAGAGUAAUGGAAUGUAUCCCAUAUGAUACAACAAGGGUGCAGAUAUCUUCAACAGAUAUUCCAAAUUAUAUUAAUGCUUCUCAUAUAUUGGAAAUUACACAGUGGAUACCAACAGCGUUUAUUAUUACUCAAGCACCAUUAUUGGAUAAAUUAGAAAUAUUUUGGAUGAUGAUAUGGGAACAAGAAAGUGAAUUAAUUGCAUGUUUAAUAUCUGAUGCACAGUUAAAUGGAGAGAUAUAUUGGCCUAGAGAUGAGGAAGAUAUUUUGAACAUUGGUAGUUUUGUGAUUUCAUUAAAAAAAAGAAUAAACCAUGUAUCCUAUAUCCAAAGAGUUGUUUCUGUGCAUAAUACUAAGAAAAACUCAGAAAAGACUGUUGUGCACAUGCAAUUUCUCACAUGGCCUUCCAAUGGUUUUCCUAAUAGUCCAGGGGCAUUGCUUACUUUUUCGACAGACAUAAUGACGGAACAAGCAUUAAGACGUUGUAUGAAACCUGUAGUAGUGCACUGUCUGGAUGGUGGAGCAUUAAGCAGCUUAUUCUUAGUAGCAGCAGCAACAGUGUGUCAUAUACGUGCAGGCUGCGGAAUAGUCAAUGUACCUCUUGUAUUCAAAGGUCUUCUAAAGUGCCGUAAACAAGUUGUAAAUAAAGAAUCCUUACUAUUCGCGUAUCAGUUGGUAUUAUACCACGCUCAAGAUAUUUUAAUGAAACGUGGAAUUUUAUCGUCUACUCGCUCGACAUUUGAAAAUUUUGAAGGAUUAAAAGGUAGUAAGGAUAAAGCGUCAAGAAAGAUGCAUCCUUCUGACGAUUUCCUACAAAGUCUUGGCAUUAACACUCAACGAUCAGAUAUUGAACAAGGUCGACAAAAAGGUUCUACAACUAGUGGUACAAUACAUUCAACUACGACGUCGAUUCAGGAAAAAGCUAAAGAAGGAGUAAUCGAUCCUCUAAGUCAGCUGGAUCCUUUAUGGUCUAUUAGAAGAUAAUCAAACAGAUCUGCAAGUAAAAUUUUAUUAUGCACCAAUAAAUAAAUUUAUUAUUUAAAUGA